Molecule: messenger RNA, 4526 nt
Organism: Salvelinus namaycush (lake trout)
Lineage: Eukaryota; Metazoa; Chordata; Actinopteri; Salmoniformes; Salmonidae
Product: nucleolar protein dao-5-like
Exons: 21
Coding region: 105-3902 (1265 amino acids)
Cellular component (GO): nucleolus; nucleoplasm
Molecular function (GO): protein binding
Source: RefSeq, a predicted model, not a curated record
CAUAUGCACGAUGUGAAGAACGAAAGCGUGCACACUGAUGUGCCCAAGUUGAUUCAAUUCGUUAUCAUUUCUGUUAUUUAGUUGUGUUUGUUAACGUCGGGAAUAUGUCUCCAAAGAAGAAGCAUGGGUCAAGUCAUCAAUUGACCCAUUUGAUCUACCGACAUUUGAAGGAAAACGGCUUCCAGAAAGCUGCAGAAGAACUCAGAAAGCAUGUGAAGGGCGGAGAACCAGAAGCCUUGUCAACUUCACUACUGGACAUCUACAAUAAAUGGUUUGGAGAUGCUUCCAAGAGUACAAAGACGGGAACAGAACCGGAUUCUUCUGAGUUAAAAAAGAACCGCCAAGCAGACCCUGAAAGUAGCACAGAGAGCUCGAGUUCAGCAGAGGAAGAAGCAACACCUGUUAAAGCCUCCCAGACCCCAAAGCCUCAGAGCUCAGCUAAGGCCAGCCCAACUAAGGCCAAGACUGCAGUGCAGACGACUCUUGGAGGGAAGGGGACAGACAGCUCAGAGGACUCUGAGAGUGAGGAGCCACCGCCACAAACAAGCCCUGCAACGCCCAAAGCCUAUCAUGUUCCAGCUGCAAAGAUCAAGGCCCAGUCAGAGGUCACGCCAUCGACCCCAACCAAGGCCAAGUUAACAACCACUUCCACGCCUAAAUCUGGGGCCUCCAGCAAUACCACUGAUACGUCUUCAGACAGGAAAGAGGCAACAACAGUGAAAACACCAGUGACGCCAACCAGUAAACCAACAGCCAAGACGAAAGCUACUCCAACUAAAGCAGUGAUUGUUGCUACUCCAAGCAAGGCCAAGGCAACAACUGCUACAUCUACAGCAUCCGACUCAUCCAGUUGCAGUAGUGAGUCGUCAGAUAGCGAUGAGGAGAGUCCAGCGGUGAAAACACCCACAACACCAAAAGCAACACCUGCAAAACCAGUAACGCCAAUUAGUAGAACAUCAUCAACGGCCAAGCCAACAACCAAAUCGAAAACUACAGCGCCAGAGACUUCCAGUGACACCUGUGAUUCAUCGUCAGAAAGUGAAGAGGAAGGUCCAACAGUGAAAACACAGACAGCGCCAGUGAAGCAACAGACAGCAACACCAACAGCCAAGAUGAAAGCCACCCCAGUUAAACCAGUGGUUGCUGCUACCCCAAACAAGACCCCAGCUAGUAAGGAGUCCAGUGACAGCAUUGAUUCAUCAUCAGACAGCGAAGAGGACAGUCCAGCAACGGAAACAGCCACAACACCGGCGAAACCCGCUAAAAAUGCUACCCCGGCUAGAGCAGCGACUGUUGUCACUCCAAGCAAGCCUAAGGCAACAGCCACUGUCACAGCCAAGACUACAACAGUAGAGUCAUCUAGUGACAGCAGUGGUUCAUCAGACCGCAACAAGGAGAGUCCAGCAACGACAACAGCUGCCACGUCGAAAGCUACACCAGUGGCGCAUCAGAAAACAUCAACAGUCAAGACGAAAGCCCCUCCGAGAACUCGAGUUAAACCAGUGGUUGCUGCCACUCCAAGCAAGACCCCAGCUAGUAAGGAGUCCAGUGACAGCAUUGAUUCAUCAUCAGACAGCGAAGAGGACAGUCCAGCAACGGAAACAGCCACAACACCGGCGAAACCCGCUAAAAAUGCUACCCCGGCUAGAGCUGCGUCUGUUGCCACUGUCACAGCCAAGACUACAACAGCAGAGUCAUCUAGUGACAGCAGUGGAUCGUCAGACAGUGAAGAGCGAAGUCCCGCGGUGACAACAGCUGCAACGCCGAAAGCUACAACGAGGAAGCAAACAAAAGCAACAUCAACAGCCAGGACGAAAGCCCCUCCGAGUACCCCACUUAAACCAGUGGUUGCUGCCACUCUAAGCAAAACCCCAGCUAGUAAGGAGUCCAGUGACAGCAUUGAUUUGUCAUCAGACAGUGAAGAAGAGGGUCCGGCACCGAAAACAGCCAUGACACCAGCCCCUCCUGCUAAAGCGGCGACUGUUGCCACUCCAAGCAAGCCUAAGGCAACAGCCACUCUCACAGCCAAGACUACAACAGUAGAGUCAUCUAGUGACAGCAGUGAUUCAUCAGACAGCAACGAGGAGAGUCCAGCAACAACAACAGCUGCAACACCGAAAGAUACACCAGUGAAGCAAUCAAAACCAACAUCAACAGCAAGGACCAAAGCCCCUCCGAGAACUCGAGUUAAACCAGUGGUUGCUGCCACUCCAAGCAAGACCUCAGCUAGUAAGGAGUCCAGUGACAGCAUUGAUUCAUCAGACAGCGAAGAGGACAGUCCAGCAACGACGACAACCUCAAAACCACAAACGACACCAGUGACACAAGCCAAACUGAAAGCAACGUCAAAAGCCAAGACGAAAGCCACUCCAGCUAAGCCAGUGGUUGCUGCUACCCCAAGCGAGGCCCAGGCAACACCCACUGUCACACCUACAAGGACAGCGCCAGAGUCGUCCAAUGACAGCAGUGACUCACCAUCAGACGUCCCAGAUGAAGCCCCAGCAAAGCAUGCUGAGGUUCGACUUAAGACCCCUGCUUCGGCUAAGAAGACCCAGAGUGGGAGAAAGGGAAAUAAACCUGCUUCUAAGGACCUACUCCUACUGCUGAGCAGUCUUACUUCACCCGCAGCUAAAGCCAUUGAGAAGAAGAGCGGCCGUAGUGGAGACUCCUCAGUUGAGGAAACUCCAGCUGUUACAGCAACACCUGCUGUUGCUCCAGCCACAAAUAAAGGAAAGAGGGUGGCUGCAAAAGACAAGAAAGCAACCUCGUCGAAGAAAGCACAAGCCUCAGCUCCAUCAGCCAAGAGGAAAAGAGGUGAAGACAAACCAGGGGACACGCCCGUUAGGGGCAAAAAGAAGAAGCCCUCCCCUGAGACUCUCAUGGCUGCCCUGCCUCUGACCGUUCUUGGUCCUCCUCCUACAGGGGGAGACGACUCUGGCUCGGACUCUGACACAGAUCUGGAUGUGGAGAAGUGGAAGAGACUGGCACUGGAACUAUCAGACACAAACAUCGCCAAAAUGGACGCCAUCACUCCACCUGCUCUCACCUCACCUGCCGCAGCAGCGAAGAAAACAAGAGCACCGAAGAAGCCCAGGGCUAAAGCUGCAUCGAAGACACCUAAACUCAAGGCUGGCGCUGCAGUGGAAAAGUCUAGUGCUGCUGAAAAGGUCAAGACUACAGCUGAAAAGGGAGAUGGGAAUGGGAAGACCAAGACAACUGCAAAAGCUAGUAAAACCAAGUCCAGUCAGGCUAAGAAGGCAGCACCUCCCACCCCAUCAGUUAAAACAUCUCCCACCCCAUCCCCUGAAGGCCAAGCAGAGAUCAACAAUAAUACUGCCGACCUUACGACCGUGGCAGACAAACAGCCACCCACCAUGCCUGCUACCCCAACACCUAAUGGAAAUCCGUCAGCCAAGAGGAAGAGGGAAAAUAAGAACAAUAUGACUAAAGCAGAUGACAAUUCACCACAACCCCAAAAGAAGAAAAGGGAAACUGGCGAAGAGAAGACUGAUGAAAAGAAAAAUGAGACUGUAGAAGAGAAGGAAAAGAAGAAGACGGCUAAGGAGAAUGGUGCAAAAAAGGAGAAGGGAACGAAGAAGAAACAGGAGGAGAUAAGAAAGGAGAAUGAGACUAAGAUGGAACUGGAAAAGGAUAAGAAGAAGAAGCAGAAAACGAAUGAGAACUCUGUUGACAAGGAACCACCACCUCCAUCCACCACAGUAACACCUGAUCCUCCAACAGAGAAGAAAAAGAUGAAAAAGCUGAAACUUUCAGCGACUGCAGUGCCUGAGAUGCCAGUCACACCUGCCCAAGACUCCAUCCCUGUACAGCACCCUCCAGCACCCACAGAGACCCCACCUAAAAAGAAAAAGAAAUCAUCUAAGAGUAAGAAAGGCCUUUAGAGAUGAAGACUAUCUUAAAGGGGCCUCUCAAGUGUAUGUGGACCUGGACGCAUUCUACCUAAAUGGCAGUGGAGCAAUAACGGGUAAAGACUGUCUGUCCACACAAUGGUCUCCCUAGACUAGAUCAACUGGGGAUUUGUUCUAUUUUUUUUUUUUACAUUGUAUACUGUAACAAAUUAACUCUUUUCCUGUUUUGCUAAAGUGGAAAUAGUGUUUUUUUUAGCCUAUUUUUUUUAACUGUAAGUGCAUGUCCUGUACAGGUUCUAACUGUUUUCCUAUUUGAAGAUGGCAUACUAUGAUGUGCUGCAGCUGUUUUUAUGUUACCGUACAUUUUAAUUACGGUGUUUUCUUGCAUGUUCUUGUGACAGCGAAAAACAGAAUGAUUUAUGGGAAUGUUACGUUUACGACAGCGUCUGCUGCUUUGCCUCACAUGGUGGAUAAGGCCGAUCCUAAGUCGAGGGAAGGAUCAGAGGAACCUCAGAGCCAUUGUUUAACCCUUACACCCUAGUAAUGAAUGCAUAAUAGGAAAAUGAGAAAUACUACUAGGAUUUUUUUUUUUUUUUAAGUUUCAUGGUCAAAUGUAUUUACUGUAUCUUUUUCACAAAAUGAACUCAUUUUUCCACA